Tripterygium wilfordii is the source of this 4297-nucleotide messenger RNA. RefSeq names its product protein HIRA-like. The transcript has 10 exons. Gene Ontology annotation, cellular component: HIR complex; nucleus. Bases 736 to 3912 code for a protein of 1058 amino acids. Lineage: Eukaryota; Viridiplantae; Streptophyta; Magnoliopsida; Celastrales; Celastraceae. The record is from RefSeq and is a predicted model, not a curated record. Gene Ontology annotation, biological process: DNA-templated transcription; regulation of DNA-templated transcription; chromatin remodeling. Gene Ontology annotation, molecular function: nucleosome binding; protein binding.
ACCCAUUGAUAAAUACAAAACAAACUUCCAAUUCUGGAGAUUCCUGAUGCUUAUUAGGCCUCUCCGUGUCCCGGUCAAAUCUAAUCUAACCCUAUUUCCUCUUUAUUUUCUCACUCAUCUCUUUUACUUUCGAUUUCCCUUUUGUCUGCACUUAUAUCCAGGGAGAUUUUGACCGUUAAAGAAAAGGAAGUUAUUCCCUCGAUUUCUCUUCAACUCCGACUAGGGCUUUUGCUCACUCUUCAAUUUGGUCCUGUCGUGUGCUCUAAACCCAGAACUGUCAUGCUCUUUCUUCAAUUGGGUUUUCGAUAGAAAGCAAUAGAAGUGUUAUUUUCGAUCUUUUUUUUGCCGGUUCACCCUUCUAUAGCUUUUACUUCUGGUUCUUUAAUUUAAGUGUUUACUUGCUCAAAACACUCUAAAUUGCAUAUCCUUUGAGUUUGUCCACGAAUCAGCUUCAAAAGCCUUUUCUUUUGUGGGUUUUAGUUCUUCGGUGUUUGUGGGUUCUUACUGUUACGGUAUAUAGAUUUUAGAUCAAAUUUGAAGAGCCUUUUGGUGAUGUCUCAAGAAACUAGUGGUUUUCCUUACUUUGUUUAUUUAAAUUGGUGUAGUUCUCAUUAAUCGAUCGAGGGCCUUUUUGGUGCAGAAAGCUAUUGAAUUUAACUGCCUUAUAGUGGGUUUUAAAGUAACAUAGUGAAGUAAAGGGACCCGUUUUGGGUUGGGGAAGCAAUUGAAGCAAAUAUGAUUGCAGAGAAACCCAGUUGGAUUCGGCACGAGGGAAUGCAGAUUUUCUCCAUCGACAUUCAGCCUGGUGGGCUUAGGUUUGCAACUGGUGGAGGUGACCAUAAGGUUCGAAUAUGGAAUAUGAAUUCUGUUGGCAAGGAGCUAGAAAAUAGUGAUUCCUCGCAAAGGCUUCUUGCAACCCUUCGUGAUCACUUUGGAUCUGUCAACUGUGUUAGAUGGGCUAAGCAUGGUAGAUAUGUUGCGUCUGGAUCUGAUGAUCAGGCAAUUUUAAUUCACGAGAGGAAGCCUGGUUCAGGAACUACUGAGUUUGGCAGUGGAGAGGCCCCCGAUAUUGAAAAUUGGAAAGUUGCAAUGACUCUAAGAGGACAUACUGCAGAUGUGGUGGAUCUUAAUUGGUCUCCAGAUGACGCAAUAUUAGCUAGUGGGAGUUUGGAUAAUACCGUACACAUCUGGAAUAUGAGCAAUGGCAUCUGCACUGCAGUUCUGAGGGGUCACUCUAGCCUGGUUAAAGGAGUUACUUGGGAUCCCAUUGGCUCCUUUAUAGCGAGUCAAUCUGACGAUAAGACAGUCAUUAUAUGGCGAACAAGUGACUGGAGUCUUGCUCACAGGACAGAUGGGCACUGGGCAAAAUCACUUGGAUCCACAUUUUUUAGGCGGCUUGGAUGGUCCCCAUGUGGUCAUUUUAUAACUACCACCCAUGGUUUUCAGAAGCCAAGGCACUCUGCCCCUGUUCUGGAGAGGGGGGAAUGGGCAGCGACAUUUGACUUCUUAGGGCACAAUGCCCCAGUUAUUGUGGUGAAGUUCAAUCAUUCAAUGUUUAGAAGAAAUUCUGCUAGUGCUCCAGAAGCAAAAGUUGCUCCUGUUGGGUGGGCUAAUGGGUCUUCCAAGCUUGGAGGGAAAGAAUCACAGCCAUACAAUGUUAUUGCUAUUGGGAGUCAGGAUCGCACGAUAACCGUAUGGACGACUGCAAGUCCCCGUCCUUUAUUUGUGGCUAAGCAUUUCUUUACUCAAAGUGUUGUGGACUUAUCCUGGAGUCCAGAUGGGUAUUCACUGUUUGCAUGUUCUUUGGAUGGGACAGUGGCUACUUUUCAUUUUGAGGUGAAAGAACUUGGUCACAGGCUAAGUGAUACCGAACUUGAUGAGCUAAAGAGAAGUCGUUAUGGCGAUGUUAGAGGUCGACAGGCAACCUUAGCCGAGAGUCCUGCACAAUUAUUGCUUGAAGCAGCUUCAGUUAAGCAAAGUGCAAGCAAAAGAACAGUUUCAGACGGUCAACAGAAGCAGAUACAGGCAAAAUCUUCUGUUGUUUUGGGUGUUACAACAAAAGCUUCUGAUCCCGAAGUUGAUAAUGGGAAGAAGGAUGUGGGAGGAGCUUCUAGCGAGGGAUUGAAUAAAUCAUCACCUUCUACUAGAAUUUCUAGUCCUGUGAAGCAAAGGGAAUACCGGCGUCCUGAUGGCAGAAAGAGGAUCAUUCCAGAAGCGGUCGGAGUACCUGUUCAGCCAGAAAAUAUUGAUGUUGGUGCUCAAUCUCUAGCACUUGAUAGCCCUUGUGCAACUUCUGAUCAGAGGAAGGAAGACAAUAGGAUGGUUCUUGCUGAUGGCAUGAGAGAAGCUUCUGUCAGGGAAACGGUUUCUAAAAGUUCUGAUUGGAAGGACCGUUCUGGGAUAACUGCCAAAGCUACCAUCACUGAGAGCCUUACAAUUGAAAAGGUAUCAGUUUCUGGCAGAGAUGGAAGCAUCAAUGUAGAGCAGGCUGGAAGUGUAAAGGCUUCUUCUAGUUCCUUGGCUGCUGGUUCACCACUUUCGAUAAGAGUAUUUGAUAAGAGAGAAGGGGUGGAUACAAUCCCAAUUAGUUUGGAAGCUCGUCCUAGGGAGCAUACUGUAAGUGACAUUUUUGGGGUGGGAAAUACGAGCAUUAUGAAAGAGACAGAAAUUUCUUGUUCCCGAGGGGAUCAAACCCUUUGGAGUGACAGGAUAUCAGGGAAAGUCACUGUUUUAGCUGGAAAUGCAAAUUUUUGGGCUGUUGGGUGCGAUGAUGGAUGUUUGCAGGUUUACACCAAGUGUGGGAGACGUGCCUUGCCAAGCAUGAUGUUGGGUUCUGCAGCUACCUUAAUUGACUGUGAUGAGUCAUGGAAGUUAUUAUUGGUUACAAGGAAGGGAUCCCUGUAUCUUUGGGAUCUAUUGAAUGGGACAUGUCUUCUUCACGACUCGUUGGCAUCUUUAAUUACUCUAGACCCAAACUCAUCUAGCAAAGGCACUAUCAAAGUUAUUGCUGCAAAGUUAUCGAAAUCUGGCGCUCCUCUUGUUGUUCUGGCCACACGCCACGCUUUCCUUUUUGAUACGAACCUCAUGUGUUGGCUGAGGGUUGCAGAUGACUGCUUCCCUGCGUCAAAUUUUUCUAGCUCCUGGAAUUUGGGCUCUAUUCAAAGUGGUGAGCUGGCUGCACUGCAGGUUGAUGUUAGAAAAUAUUUAGCCAGAAAGCCAGGUUGGAGCAGGGUGACUGAUGACGGAGUGCAGACACGUGCUCAUUUGGAGGCUCAAUUGGCUUCCGCUCUGGCUUUGGAGUCUCCUAAUGAAUAUCGACAGUGCCUUUUAUCAUAUAUCCGCUUCCUUGCGAGAGAAGCUGAUGAGUCUCGUCUAAGAGAAGUAUGUGAAAAUUUUCUUGGACCUCCAACUGGGAUGGCUGAAGCCACAUCUUCAGAUUUGAAAAAUCUUGCUUGGGAUCCAUGUGUGAUUGGAAUGAGAAAACAUAAGCUUCUAAGAGAAGAUAUUCUUCCAGCAAUGGCAUCAAAUCGGAAAGUCCAGCGUUUGCUCAACGAGUUUAUGGAUCUCCUGUCCGAAUAUGAUGGUUCUGAAACUAACCUGGACCAAAAGAAUCCUUCCCCACCACCACCAGCUCCAUUGCCAGCAGUGACAGAUCAAAUGGACACGACGACACCUCCUGGAGUGAAUCAAGUAGAUCAUUCCCCACCACCAGCAGAACCAAAGAACUCUGAAUUACCUGUUGCGGAUCAAUUGAACUCUGCCCCACCAGCUACAGCCCACGAGGACUCUGCCACCGGCACUCGUGAUCUCACUAAUUUUACUCCAACGUCCACUGAUAAUGAUGUACUUAUGGAGUCGACAGUGACGGCAAAGGCUGAUCUUGUCCUGGAAAAUACAGAUACUGAACCCUGACAUCUGCAGUUUCUCACCCUUCCGAGUUAGUGUGUGAUACAAUUGCGAAACCCCAAGUACAUGGAUUUUCUGACUUGAAGAAAAGGUACAUACUGUAAUUUUAAGGUUGAUUUUGCUGUGACAAGGCUCUUUCUGUUUGGAGUAUCACUUGACAUUUUUCUUUUGAAACAGCAUCUGGGGAUGUAUAACAAAGAAGCUUUUGAGUAGGCUCUAGAGAAUUUUGAAUUUCUUCAUAAUCAUAGCUUUCUUUAAUCAUCUCAUCUCCUGUACAUCCUUGGGUAAAUGUGAGUUAGGUGUCUUAUGUUUUAGGCUAUAGCUCUUCCUCUAGGCUUUGUUUUCAAUACCACCUUUGUUUUUAAAUAUUUAUGUUUUGUUUUGACGUGUA